UUGACCCGAGCUGAAUUUCGAGGAUUUUGGAUAUAUACAAUCUUUAAAUCAGGAAAAUAAAAUUAAAAAGGCAUCGAUCUAUUAGAUUCGCUGAUUACCUAAUUCAGCAAUCCAAACAAAAAUGUUUCGUAUGACAUUGAUGUAUAAUUCGAAAAAUUUAUGCCGUUUAAAGCUAUUGACCAGGAAUCGGAUUCUUGUUGCUUGUUGGGGAAUUAAUGGAUACGAUACUACAAUUGAAACAACAACUUCAUCAAGUAUACGUUUGAUAAAUUCAUAUGUGAAUAAUAAUGUUGAUAAAAGAUUCAUUGUUCCGAUUUCAAAUAAACGGACGUUUAGUUCUGGUAAUUUACCAACUCAUUAUAAGGUUGCAUUACCUGCGUUAUCACCUACCAUGGAAAUGGGUACGAUUGUUUCCUGGGAAAAGAAAGAAGGUGAUCGUUUGAAUGAAGGAGAUUUAUUAGCCGAAAUCGAAACGGAUAAAGCAACAAUGGGUUUUGAAACACCAGAAGAAGGUUAUCUAGCAAAAAUUUUAAUACCGGCUGGUACAAAAGAUAUUCCCAUUGGAAAAUUAUUAUGCAUAAUAGUUCCGGAGCAAAGCGAUAUUGACGCCUUUGUCAAUUAUGUGCCUACAGAAUCAUCUACCAGUGAAAAAACGCCGAAAAAAACAAGUGAACCCCCGAAAUCACAACCACCAUAUACGGUGCAACAAACAAAAACAGACGCAACACCGGAAAAACCAGCCACAGUUGCAGCCUCAAUGCCUCGUUCACAACCGAUUGUAAGCCAAAUUUUUACCGGUACUGCAGGACGAAUAUUUGCUAGUCCACUUGCAAAAACAAUAGCCAAGGAAAAAGGGAUUGAUCUCGCAAGAUUAUCAGGCAGUGGACCAAGCGGUCGAAUUCGUGCUCAAGAUGUAAUAAAUGCACCAUCAAUGUUGGCCAUGACAAUGACUCCCUCCAUGAUGACAUCAUUCGAAGAUAUUCCAAUGACAAAUAUGCGACAAGUCAUUGCUAAACGAUUGAUGAUGUCUAAACAAACCAUACCGCAUUAUUAUUUAACUGCCGAAAUCGAAGUCGACGAAAUUCUUAGGGCGAGAGAACAACUGAAUGAAAUGCUCAAAUCUGAAAACACUAAACUAUCCGUGAAUGAUUUUUUAAUCAAAGCAUCGGCUUUGGCAUGCCAAAAAGUACCGCAGGUUAAUUCAUCAUGGCAAGAUACAUUUAUACGCCAAUAUAAUUCAGUCGAUAUAUCAGUAGCGGUCAGUACGGAUGCAGGACUCAUCACGCCAAUCAUUUUUGGUGCCGAGAAAAAAGGUCUGAUCGAAAUAUCUAAUGAUGUAAAAGCUUUAGCCAAAAAAGCACGUGAUGGUAAAUUACAACCACAAGAAUUUCAAGGUGGUACAUUCACCAUAUCAAAUCUGGGCAUGUUUGGUGUAACAGAAUUUUCAGCAGUCAUCAAUCCACCACAAUCAUGUAUAUUAGCUGUCGGUAAUACUGAAAAACGUUUAGUACCGGGUGGAGAUAAUAAACCACGAUCAGCCAGCCUAUUAACGGUGACAUUAAGCUGUGAUCAUCGUGUCGUUGAUGGUGCUGUGGGUGCAACUUGGUUGAAACAUUUUCGACAAUUGAUAUCUAAACCAUUUAGCAUGAUGCUUUAGUCAUGUAAAAAAACUUGAAUAUUCUGAAUUUAGCAAUCAAUUUUAAAUUAUUGUUUGUUUUUCUUUUAAAAAAAGUUA
Molecule: messenger RNA, 1735 nt
Organism: Dermatophagoides farinae (American house dust mite)
Lineage: Eukaryota; Metazoa; Arthropoda; Arachnida; Sarcoptiformes; Pyroglyphidae
Source: RefSeq, a predicted model, not a curated record